AGAGCACGAAUUUAUGUUUAAACGUGUUAGCAAGGGUAUUGUGAACGCAGGAUGGUCUUCGUUUUUAUUGAUUAGUUAAAGUGAUUUUUAAAAAGUCUUUAAUCGUCGUUGAUUAAAGAGAUAACUGUGUUUGGAGCUAACAGGUUUUCUGUUUUGCUACUUCAGCAGAACAUGACUGGAAGCCAACGCAGUAUGAGAAGCUCUAUGAGUUCCAAAUCAGAAAGUGUUCGAAAUAGCCCUUUUGAGAGCCUGGGGAAUGUUCGUAAUCAAAUGUUCAACACUCCCAUGCCAAAAUUUCUGAAAGAGCGGCUGUCAGUGAACUUUGUCUAUCCUUUGGAAAAGAAAUACGAAUGUCCUUCAUGUGAUGAAGUUUUACGUUAUCCAGUUGUGUUUGAAGAAUGUGGUCAUCGUGUUUGUUACCAUUGCUUUGAAACCAAAAUUAAAAGGUCAGACAACGGUCGAUGCCCUGUUGAUCGUGGGAAAAUUGAUGUCGAAUCGGCAACCAUUGACAAAGAUUUCAAUAAAGAAAUUUUAGCUUUGGAUGUAAAAUGCUCGAACCACGAAUGGGGAUGUAAGUGGGAAGGUGAAUAUCAACAGAUACAGGAACAUAUGGAAAACUGUGAUUAUGAGGAUAUUUUAUGUCCCAAUGACUGUGGCGCCAAGUUUCAGAGACGUUUCCUGCAAAAACAUCUUGACAAAGAUUGCCUUAAAAAGAUCAUUGCUUGUCCUUACUGUGACGACAGGUUCUAUCGUGAAGAAAAAAAGGAACAUAAUCAAAAUUGUCCAAAGUUUCCACUCUCUUGUCCAAACAAAUGCGACAAAACCUUAAGUAUACCACGUGACGAGUUGGAUAAACAUAUCGAAGAGGUUUGUCCAAAGACGAAAGUUCCCUGUGAAUAUGAAGAUAUUGGCUGUGAAUAUAAGUGCUCGCGUGAGAAGUUACCAAAACUUAAAAAUAACAUCAUCAAUCAUGUAAGACUUAUUUACCAAUUGGCAGUCGACAACAAGGAACGUUUGACGAAACACGAGCAAGAAUUUGCGAACAUUUCAGGAAUGUUCGCCGAUGUCGACCGACGCAUUGGUGAUCUGGAACGAAUUGCACACAACGCAAUGAUUUGGCGAAUUGAAGACUACGCCAGGAAAUUAAAAAAUAGCAAAUCCGGACAAGUUAGCACUCUUUUCAGUCCUACAUUUACAACAAGCAAACAUGGUUAUCGGUUGUGUGCUUCAGUAUGUCUAAAUGGUGAUGGUAAAGGAAAAGGAACGCAUAUGUCCAUCUUUAUCAGUGUGUUAAAAGGUGCAUAUGAUUCCUUACUAAAAUGGCCCUUCAAUUAUCGAGUGACAUUUUAUCUUCUUGAUCAACACGAAAAUCCUAAGGAACGUGAACACGUGACUUUCAGCAUCAAGCCAAAUCCUUGUCCAGAGAACGAACCAUUUCUUGGCAGACCAAAAAUGGAAAAGAAUGCUAGUUUUGGUGGUGCAAAGUUUGUUCGUCAUGAUGCAAUAGAGACGAGAAAUUAUCUGGUAAAUGAUACCAUAUUUAUUAAAGUUAUUGUCGAUUGUGAUGGGAUGAGGAAAGUUUUGUCAAAAGCUUACGGGCAUUUACUGGCUGUUUGUAAGUAUUCACGUUGUCAUUUAGCUUUUCCAAAGAUGCCAGGAAUUGAUGCCAAUUUUUGUAGUCCGCUAAAGGAGAGUUUACUCUGUGGUCUGUGUGGAUUGCCAUUGCGAAGGCCUGUUCAGAUAUCGCUUUGUGGCCAUCGUUUUUGUGAAUCUUGUCUGAACGAUUAUUUUGAACCGCUGAGUGACGACCAGGAGUUAAGGUGUCCUGCUGAUCAACUUGUCAUCAAGCAUUCUCAGGUUUAUCUUGACGAGUCUUCGGGGAAGAAGAUUCAGUCUUUAAACGUCUUUUGUCGAUAUGUCAUUGAAGGUUGCCACUGGAAAGGACCACUAAAGAAACUGAAGACGCAUUUAACGACCUGUGAAUACACACCAGUACACUGUGAUAAGUGUGGAGCUCAAGUAAUGCGCAGUCGACUUGAAGAACACUUACGAAACUUGUGCACAAAAAGUAAAGUGUCACGUGCCAGUCGUGAUAAUGAGAUUCCACGCGAAGAUUACGAGGAAAAUUCUCGUUCGGGUGGAAAAAAUAAAGCGAGCAGCUCAACCGCUAGUAGAUUGCGUCAACACAUCAAAAACCUUGGACGAUCAAAAUUAGACUUGCAUUCGUUCAACAGUCACUCGUCCUGGGAUCAACCACCAUUGCGCGCUACGUCAGUGCCAGCUCAGCUAAACUUUGUUGGUCGUAGUGAUGCAUCUCAAAGGACAUCUGAAGAAUGGCAUGGUACAUCAGCUGGCAGAAGGCGUAAUCGUCGUAAUCGUCGCUUGUCAAUUGAUCGCAGCCAGAUUGUUCAAGAAUCUUUACAAGAAGAAGAACAAAUAAGCGAUCUUCCUGAUUCAUCAGUGAGAGCCCAACCUGGACGGUUGCGUCGUCGAUCAGAGUUUGGUAGUCAGGUGGUGUACAUGGGAUCGUCAGACACGCCUCGUACCCAACCCAAUGCUGAGCGCUUCACAUGUGUUUGUGGUGCUUUGUUAACGAAUGAAGAAAUAACUUUACAUAUGUCUGAGGAAUGUCCUAAACGACUGACUUUGUGUCAAUACUGUCAAAAACAAGUUGGACAUGCGGAACUCCAGGAACAUCUUCGUGAAUGUCCCAGAUUUCCUUUGAGCUGUCCAAACAAUUGUGGUGUGCGUCAAAUUCCAAGAGAAGAUAUUAAUCGUCACGUAACUUACGAAUGUUCUGCCAUUUUGGAAGAUUGUCCAUUCAAAUUUGCUGGCUGUAGCUACAAGUGCCCGCGACCGAAUAUGAACCGUCAUUUGGAAGAUAAUUUAAAGGAACAUUUGAAUUUGAUGUGCAAACUAUCCUUGAAACAAUCAAAAGAGAUCAACGAGCUUCAAGCAAUUGUGAAACAUUGUAAGCCUUUUAAUCAAGGAGAAUUGCUGUGGAAGAUUGAUCAAUUUUCUGCCUGUCUGGAAACAGCGAAAGAAAUAAGCGGUUAUGAAAUACACAGUCCACCUUUCUACACAGAUCAGUACGGGUAUAAAUUUAUGAUUGUUGCCUUCCCGAAUGGCAACGGGAGCGGUGAAGGUAGUCAUCUAUCGCUUUACGUUCGUUUACUUGUCGGAGAGUAUGAUUCACUUUUGAAAUGGCCGUUCCUUGGAGAUAUUUCUCUUACAUUGAUUGAGCAAUCAUCGGACACCAUGAAACAACGUCAUAUCCGGCAGAAUUUUUCCCCAGAUCCCAAAUGGACAAGUUUCCAUCGACCAAAGAAAAAUGCCAGCAUCCCCGGCUUUGGUUAUCCGCAGUUUGCUUCUCACGAGACGUUGCAUGCUAAUAACUACAUCGUUGAUGACGCCAUUUUUAUUCGAGCUACGGUCGAGCUGCCUCAGAUCAUUGAUGCAUAACCUCGCAAUUUUGCACUUUCCGCUUUAAUUCACAAUGAACCCAGCUCUGAUGAAGCUUAGUGGAGGUCUAGAGAUUUUAAAAAUCAUAUGGAAAUCAUACUUUUAUGUAAGAAAUAGUGUUGAUUUUAGAACUGAGUAAGUGCUGAUGGUGUUUAAACUUCUGGCCUGCAUUGUAUUUUUGUCAGGAACUAUUUUGUUGGUCUUUUAUAUACGGUUGGUUUUUAUACGGUCCAAGUUUGUGUGUGAAUGUUAAUAACAACGUAAUGUUAGCUUUUUUGAUGCUCAGGAAAUUUAUACAUUAAAAUACUAAAUUUCACUUUAUGUUAGAAAAUUAAUUUGAACGAGAUGCCUGCCAGGCGUUCUGCGCAUGCGCCUGGUGAAACCAAAUCACAAUUUAUUCAAGCUUAUUCAAGAAAUCUCUCGCGAGGAAAUUGUACAUAACAAUUAUAAAGUUUAAAGUGACAGCUUCCUAAGAGUUUAUAUAUUAAAAUGGGGUAAUUGUUAUAGAAA
Messenger RNA from Xenia sp. Carnegie-2017, 3972 nucleotides. RefSeq lists its product as uncharacterized. Lineage: Eukaryota; Metazoa; Cnidaria; Anthozoa; Malacalcyonacea; Xeniidae. Gene Ontology annotation, biological process: tumor necrosis factor-mediated signaling pathway; protein K63-linked ubiquitination; positive regulation of JNK cascade. The record is from RefSeq and is a predicted model, not a curated record. Gene Ontology annotation, cellular component: plasma membrane signaling receptor complex. Gene Ontology annotation, molecular function: protein binding; zinc ion binding.